Messenger RNA from Knipowitschia caucasica, 1395 nucleotides. The record is from the annotation of a GenBank genome assembly. NCBI's taxonomy places the organism in Eukaryota, Metazoa, Chordata, Actinopteri, Gobiiformes, Gobiidae.
AUGAUCACAGACAACACUGGACUCAUCGCUGCCAAGAUCCACAGAACACACUGGGACCAGGCUCAGAGGGAAGUCCGGAGACUCCUGUGGUUUCAACUAAAUGGACUAAUAAAACGUGCGUGGGACGUCAGCAUUAAGGACAGGACAGGGCGAGACUGGAGAGGACGAGACUGGAGUGGGGUGAGACUGGACAGGAUGAAUGUUUCCACUAAGGACCAUGGGGCUCUUCACAUGAAAGAAAACAGAACGUCUGCUAAAACCACGGGCCCCCAGUGUCAGAAGAGCCGAGAGAGGACUGUGCUGGGGGUCCUGAACCAGAACGAGCUGCAUAGCAGCCAGUUCUCCAGACUCAGCUCCUUAAGUGACAGUUCCCAGAGGGUCUUCUUGGGCUGCAGCUCCAGCUCCGGGUAUGACGUGUUUGUGGAGGAGGCCUGCGAGGUGGUCCUGGCCGCCUCGGGGCAGGAGGUGGUGUCCGACGGCUGUUACCAUGACGACCAGACGGAAGCGCUGAAACACGAAGACGCACGGCUUUUACUGGAGCUGACCUCAAGCUCGUGUCUGGAUGUGUCCAUGCAGUCGGAACACAACCAGUCUCUGACGUCUGGAGCUCAGAGUCUGUGGGAGUAUUCUGAGGAAAUCUACUGCCACCUGAGGCAGAACGAGGUGCAGCUGCGUCCUCGGUGUGGGUACUUGGACAAACACCCGGAGCUCUCUGGUGCGAUGCGUCAGGUCUUGGUGGAUUGGCUCGUGGAGGUGGCGCUCGAGUACGGACUCCUCUCUGAGACCCUGUUCCUCGCCGUGAACUACCUGGACCGCUUCCUGUCCGAGACGGCGUUUGUGAAAAGGGGGAAGCUGCAGCUGGUCGGCAUGGCAGCGCUGAUGGUCGCCGCCAAAUACGAGGAGAUCCACCCUCCGGAGCUCAACGAGUUUGUGUACAUCACAGACAGCACGUACACUCGCCGACAGCUCAUCCGCAUGGAACACGUGCUUCUCAAGGUUCUGGCUUUCAAGAUGGCCGCCGCCACCGCAAAACAGUUUCUCCGACAGUUCCUGGUCGUGAAUCCGGCCCCGGUCCCCACCGAGAACCUGGCAAUGUAUUUGUGUGAACUGAGUCUGUUGGAGAUGGACCCCUUCCUACAGCACAAACCGUCUAUAAUCGCGGCUUCAGCUUUUUGUUUGGCUAAUUACACUGUGUCCGGGUCGCUGUGGCCGAGUGCCCUGAGAGCGUUCACCAGUUACACUGUGGCUGAAUUAGAAGAAUGCCUCAUGGACCUCCAUAAACUGUACGUGAAGGCAGAGACCCUCCCUCACCAGGCCAUACGGGACAAGUACAGGAGCUCCAGGUACAGCCGUGUGUCACUUCUCACCGCUCCUGCUAAACUGCCUCUUCACUGA